Molecule: messenger RNA, 829 nt
Organism: Oncorhynchus mykiss (rainbow trout)
Lineage: Eukaryota; Metazoa; Chordata; Actinopteri; Salmoniformes; Salmonidae
Source: RefSeq, a predicted model, not a curated record
AUGGGCUUGGGAGGACUGGGGGACGGACCCCUGCCACAUGGCUCCCACCAUCCCUCACUGUCACACAGCACUGUCACCCCGACACACCCACACACAGCUACCUCUAUUAACCCCUUCACCCCCAAACCAGGGUCCAUAUCCCCGCCCUCCCCUGAUCACCACACAUCACCAACAGACAGGAAGAGCAGCAGGAAGAUGGAAUUAAAAGAGUGCACCAGGAAGGAGAACUGCGAGCGCUCGGCCGAGCCCCGGCGGUUCGCCUGGGACAUCAAGCAGUGCGUCCGCCUCAGCGUCCACCCCAGCAACAUCUCCGUGUCCCAGUUCAGCGUCACGCUGAUCCUGGAGGCCCAUAACGUCCCAGAGUUGUCUGCAGGGGUCAACUGUACCUUUGAGGACCUGGCUGAGAUGGACGGUCUGGUGGAGGGGAACCGCAUCAGGUGCAGCUCGCCUGCCGAGAAGGAGGUGCCUCGCAUUAUCGUAGACAAAGCUGAUCACCAGAUAGUUCAGCUCUACCUCAAGUCCAAGGAGACAGGCCUGGUCUUCGCCAACACCAGCUUUGUCUUCUACAACUGCAGCGUCCACAAGUCGUGUUUGUCAUGUGUGAGAAGCCCCUACCAGUGCCACUGGUGUAAAUACAGACAUGACUGCACCCACGACCCACGCACCUGCUCCUUCCAGGAGGGACGAGUCAAGAAGCCAGAGGUAAUUUCAGAGGUCAAGGGUCAAGUGUAAACAUGAGUUGAUUAUGAUUAUUAUGGUCUCAUUGGCUAUUGAGAUUCAGGAUGUAGCGUCCUCAUUGGUUCACUUGUGAAUAUCUUUAAUAAUACAG